UAUAUUUCUUUUUUUUUUUUUUUUUUUUUUUUUUUUCUUUUUUUACAUGUGAUAUAAUUUCUACUUCAAUUUUAUAAGAAAACCAAAGUCUUCCUCUCUUUUUCUCUCUCUCAGUCAUUACAAAAAGUUUUGAUUUUUCCGUUUCAUAUUGAUGAACCAGAAGCAAUUGUUUGUUUUAUGGGUAUCUAAUACUUGUAUUACUUGUUGAAAUCCACAUAUUUAAUCAGAUAUUUUCAUUUCCACUAAUCAUGGGUCCAUAUUUUUCACUUUAAACUUCACACCAUAAACAAACAUAAUCCUUGCAUAGGGAGUUUAAUAAAAAAAGAAUUAGGUGGUAAGAUAUUGCUUGGUUAAGUUGCCUGAUGGGAUUGGAUUGUUGCUUCAUUGUAAGAAAAGAAGGGAUAGGAUUAUGGAAUCACAAUUGGAACUAGCAAUUAAUCAAUCUGUUGAUGCCCAUUACUCAAAUUGGGUUUAUGAAGCUUUAGAUGAAUUGCCCUGUAAUUUUACUAUAACUGAUCCUUGUAUAUCUGGUAACCCUAUUGUGUUUGCAAGCCGGGGUUUUUUAGAGAUGUUUGGAUAUUCUAGAGAUGAGGUGGUUGGGAGAAAUGGGAGGAUGUUUCAGGGGGAAGGGACUAGUAGGAUGACAGUGAUGGAAAUUCGAGAGGCGAUUCGUGAAGAACGAGCAAUUCAAGUUAGUUUGUUGAAUUAUCAUAAAAAUGGGACACCCUUUUGGAUUUUGUUUUGUAUGAGUCCGGUUAUUAGUGGGGAGGAUGGAAGGGUAAUCCAUUUUGUUGCUGUUCAACUCCCAAUUUCAAGGAAGCCAUUGCGUUCUAGUAGACAUGGUAAGAGUGAUUUUUGCUUAUGUGAAGAUGGGGUUAAGUCGCGUGAAUUUUUGCUUGGGUCUUGUAGGAGAGAGGUGUGCUCGGAUUCUGUGUCUGAAUUGAGUCAUAGCACAGCAUUUGAUUCAUUUUUUGACUCGGAUAUAGGAGUAGAGGUUGAGGAAUUUUGUGAAGCAAGUGAGUUUGAUAAGCAAAAAGCUACUACGUCUAUUAGCAAUAUUUUGUCUGUGCUAACUCAGUACAGUGCAUUACGGGGCAAACCCAUUUCUGAGAGGAGUUGCUGUGUGGAGGGGCAGAGCAUUCCAAAUUCUGCCUUACUAACAUCUCUCGGUAGAAUCAAACAAAGCUUUGUAUUAAUUGAUCCACUUUUACCGAGCAUGCCCAUUAUUUAUGCAAGUGAAGCAUUCUUGAAACUAACUGGCUAUGAUAGACAUGAAGUGUUGGGCCGCAAGCAUAGAUUUAUAAGUGGCUCUGAUACGGAUCCAUCCACCUUGUUGCAGAUAUAUGAGUGCAUUCAGAAUAGCAAGCCAUGCACAACGCGAAUCCUAGAUUAUAGAAAAGACAUGACUUCAUUCUGGAAUCUACUUCAUUUAUCACCUGUGCGAAAUGCUUCUGGAAAGGUAGCAUACUUUGUCGAGGUUCAUAUGGAAGAUUGUAUAAAUCAAGAUGGACAAGCAUUGAACGCAGAAUUGAGGCAGCUUGGUGCUAUAGCUGCAGUUAAAGUUGCUGUAAGGAGUGCAACUAUGGGUCUUGGUUCUUCUAGAUGAUAGGAGCGAUCAUCCUGCAUUUUGGCACAGGGCUUUGUGCUCAAAUUUUGCCUCUGCAAUAUUGUAAUAUAUCUUAGUUGAGUUCUCUGUAAUCUCCAUCGACAUCACGUUGCAGGACUGCAGCUUAAAAGACACUACCAUAUUUCUGAUUUAUCCAGAUGAAUUGUACAAAUCGAGAUUACAGAAUGCAUACCACAUAUAUAAUUUGCCUCUUAUUAUCGA
Messenger RNA from Chenopodium quinoa (quinoa), 1828 nucleotides. Its product is annotated as protein TWIN LOV 1. Gene Ontology annotation, cellular component: nucleus. The record is from RefSeq and is a predicted model, not a curated record. NCBI's taxonomy places the organism in Eukaryota, Viridiplantae, Streptophyta, Magnoliopsida, Caryophyllales, Amaranthaceae. The transcript is spliced from 8 exons. Bases 410 to 1606 code for a protein of 398 amino acids.